CCUCUGCACAUAGUAAGCGCUUAACAAAUACCAACAUUAUGAUUCCUGAGGGGCAGGCAGGCCAGAGUUGGCUUGUCCAGAGCCCGAAGGCUGCCGGGAAGUCGUGUGAACCCCUGGACCCCAGCUUCGGACCACUUGGCUUCCCGGCCGCCGCCGCCCCCUUUCUCAGCAAGCCCUGCCCGGCGGCCACCCACCGGCUCCUCCUCUCCCCCCUCCCCCGCCUCCUGUGCCCUCCGCCCCCUUUCCCUCCCCGCUAUCUGCCGCCGGGGACCUUUGAGACCUGGGUUGACAUCAUCCCUGCGCCAGGCCGAGCUGGCCGCCCUCCUGUCCCUGCCCCUCUCCUGCCCCUGCUCCUGCCCCUGCCCCUCUCAGCCAUGUUCUUUCUCCCCUCCCUCACCUCCUGGCUCCCCGGCUUCCCCUCCCUGCAAUGGGGCUCCGACCUGCUCGACUCCCUCCUGCAAGGCCUCAUCGGGGCCUGCGGCGUCUCCGUGCUCUGCAGUUUCAUGAAGAUUUACUUCUUCAUCCGCUGCCUGCAAGACCCUGAGUGGCAAGUGGAGAAAGAGCGUCUGCGGUCCCAGUGGGCCCUGCUGGAGCAGCUGCACCUGUUGGUGUUGACGGGCAUUUUCUCGGUGGUGGGGGCCCGGGUGGCCGCCCUUGUGUCCCUGGAAUUCUCACUGCGGGCCGUCUCCACGCUGCUGUCGAUGAGCAAGGGCCCGCCGAAUCCCCAGCUGCACCUGCUGUGCCAGUACUCCCUGGGCUGCACCCUGACCUGCAGCCUGAGCUUCCUUCUGGAGGGGGCACCGCACCGCACCUGGAACCUCCUCCUGAGCCUGGGGCUGGCGGGGCUGCUGGCCCGCCUUGCCCGUCGCCUCGGCCGCCACGUCCUCUGCCUCUACGAGCUGCACAGCCAGCAGCACUACUGCGGGGCCUGCCUGUCCCUGCUGGCCACCUGGCACUCCCUCCCCACCCUGCUCGGCCAGGGGCUCAAGACUGCCUUCCUGGUGGGGGACCUGGCAGCCGUGGCACUCAUCAACCGCGACUUCCUCAACACUUCGGAGGCCGUGCGCUUCUGGACCCCGCUCACCAUCUGCUAUACGCUGCUGGUCAUCUAUAUGCAAGAGGAGCAGCGUCAGCACCCCAGUCAACAGAACCGGUACCAGACGGUAUUUGUGCGCAUGGGCGGCCUCUUUAUCCUCCUGCUGACCGUGGGCCGCUGGGCAGACAUCUUUGGCGUCCUAAUUUCCUUCAUCGGGGAGUUGUGGUGUCUGACGGGCUCCAAGGCCAUGCUGGACAUCUGCCAGAUGCAGGUGGAUUCUGACCAAGCUCAGGCCUCAGAGAGGCCUUCAGCUGCAGGUCCCAGCAGCACCACGCGGCCAAACAGCACCAGACAAAGGGGCCGGUCCGAGACUGGGAAGAAGGAGGGUCAGGCCCUGAGGCUGAGGAAAUCGCCGCAGCCUGGUGACUAACCCGGACCAGAUUCUCGGUCUGGGGCCAAGUGCUGACCCAGGGAGGCUCCGGUGGGGGCUGUGACUGCCCACCCUGGCUACAGCCUUCAGGACGCAAGGCUUUGGAAACGGGAAGAAGCCUGGAUGACUGCUGACUUGGAAGAACUUUGAUGACUUCAGGCUCUGGCCCACCCCCACCAGCUCCGAUAAGGUUUAAGGUCUUGGCUGGGAUGUGAUAUCUGGGCCCUCUGCCCUGCCCUCCCCUGCCCUCCAUCAUCUCUCCCUUCCCCCCCAACCCUCCCAAGGCCUGGGUGUUCCCUCCUUCUACUGUUUCCCGCCAGGCCUAUGGGGACUGUCCCCCUGGACAGAUCUGCACGUUUUUAUCAGUGCGGGAAGCUGGACUGGAGGUAGGAAAACUUAACUCCUUACUGGCCUGUUUCCACCCAGUUCCUAGAAACCAAGCUGUUGGGCCCAGUAGUCCCAGCUCCCCCUCCCUCAAGGGCUAGGGCCUAAACUGAGGGGAUUCCUGUUGGGUCUGAGGUGGGCAGGGAUGGAGAGGGCAAAGGGGGCUACCUGGCAGCUGGGGAGAGGAGGUUACCCGGAAGCAGCCACUGGCUCAACUUGGGGACUCCCAGCUUGCAAGCGCAGUGAAGGCGAGGGUCCAUCUGGACUUCACUAUUCCCCAUCUCCUUUUCCUCCUCCCUCUGUUUUCCCCCACCCUGGUCCCUUCUCCAAUUCUUGGACUCUCUGCCAGUUCCAUGUUGGACCUGUGAGCAAUAAAGACUCUGACUUUCUGAUA
Molecule: messenger RNA, 2244 nt
Organism: Ornithorhynchus anatinus (platypus)
Lineage: Eukaryota; Metazoa; Chordata; Mammalia; Monotremata; Ornithorhynchidae
Gene: TMEM82
Product: transmembrane protein 82
Exons: 6
Coding region: 39-1466 (475 amino acids)
Source: RefSeq, a predicted model, not a curated record